Messenger RNA from Aspergillus tanneri, 2616 nucleotides. RefSeq names its product putative PHD finger domain protein. Bases 1 to 2616 code for a protein of 871 amino acids. NCBI's taxonomy places the organism in Eukaryota, Fungi, Ascomycota, Eurotiomycetes, Eurotiales, Aspergillaceae. The record is from RefSeq and is a predicted model, not a curated record. The transcript has 2 exons. Gene Ontology annotation, cellular component: Rpd3S complex. Gene Ontology annotation, biological process: regulation of transcription by RNA polymerase II.
AUGGCUCCGAAUCUCCGUUUUUCGUCCCAUGCGAGGUCGAAUAAUUCCCGUCCGUCCACUCCUGCCGACGCGCAAGCUGCAGCGAGCACAGCUUCUUCUUUUACUGAAUCUACACGACCCCGGAAACAGCGACGGACAGGUAGACACAGUCGUGUAGCUACUGACCCGCCGGACGAGACUCUUUCUCAGGAUCAGUCGCAGCAGGCACAGCCUGAGACAGAGAAUGUGAAUACUGUCAGUGCUUCGUAUGCAUUUGGGGAUGGUCCAGUUUGGGAAGAGCCUCCGGUCCGACCUCCGUUGCCGAGUUACGCAGACACGCCAUGGUCAGCAGUGUCGAGUGACCUGAACCCAGUGCUCGCAACCAUGCGUCCUCUAGGUGCUAUGCCGACUGCUGCCGACCUGCGUAAAGCCGGGCUGACACCGGCAAAGCCCAGUGCUCAGAACAUCCCUGCCAAGAACGAGCCGCAGGUCGCGUUGAACGGCGAGAGUGAUGACGGCAAGCUUCAAACCCCACUGACUCCAGCGGCCGAGCCAAUGCCUGAACCUGCGCCUCUGAAAGUUCGGCCUGAGGAUGAUCUACUGGCUUUUACGGCGAUUCCGGUCCCGGCGUCUACUAAAAUCAAUGUUGAGAAGAUCAAAGUCGCAGUUGAGAACGCCUUGACCAUGGCGUCAGAGACAGACAAUCGCCCAGUCAUUCGCGGAUUACUCCGUCUUUGGGAAAAAUGCGGAAAAGAUUCCUUCGCGCUAUCCGUGCUAGAGGGAAUUUGUGGGGAGAACCCUGGGCCUCGCGAGAGGUCUGCGUUCCAGUCGGUAAUGCGCGCUGCCUGGAAAGAAGUGCGGUCGGAGGUUGCAGAACCGGAGCCCACUCCAGCAACGACAAUGGCCCGCACUCGAUCUGCCAGCAGCGUUUCGUCGCUCUCAUCUGCGAAGUCCCUCGAUGUGGAAACCUUUGCUCCGGGAAUGGCACCUGGGGCAGUCAAUUCUCGCUCCCGGGCCAAGGGCAAACAAGCCAAAGCUGCGGCUCAAAAGGCCAAGGCAACCCUUGCGCCCCCGGCGCACCAUUCUUCUUUCCCUCUCAGCGAAGUAGUUCUCAAACGAAGGCGUGAGAUGGAAGAAAACUCUGAAUUCUCGGCGGAGUCGUUGAGGACGAAACGCACUCGCUUGCAGAGAUCGCUUCCGAGGCUUUCCGCUCCUGAAAGCAGGCUCCGCUCUUCGUUGACCUCUUUGCCCCCGUCCAAUGCCUCGACACCUGGUCCUACAGCGCUUAAUAGAUCUCAGAUAACUCCCAGUGAUGUUCUCCGAAACCGCGGAGUCCGGUCUGAGAGCUCCGCUAGCAGUGACGCUGGGGAUAAUAGACGCCUCACCCCUGUCCUAUCUAGUAGGGACGAACGCUCGGAAAACAACGAUUUCUGCCGGGAGUGCAACGGCAAUGGCCAGCUCCUAUGCUGCGAUGGAUGCGUGGACUCAUUUCAUUUUUCAUGUCUCAAUCCUCCCCUGGACCCUGCGAACCCCCCCGAAGGGGAUUGGUAUUGUCCAAAGUGCUCGGUUUCGAGGCCUAUGGGGGCCUUGCUUAACGCUUUCAACAAGACCCCCAGGAAGGACUUCGCUCUGCCCAGCAGGCUCCGAGAUUUCUUCACCGGGGUACGGACUGGCGAAGCUGGAAGGUACGAAGAGAUCGUACCACUUCCCAGACUCAAUCCUCGGGGUGGACGAGGAAACCGCACCGGCCUUUAUGACGACCCAUAUCUCCUGAGAACCAUGGAUUCAAAGGGAAACCUCAUUUUCUGCACAGCUUGUGGACGCACUAGUAACGGUCGCCGGCCCAUCAUUCAGUGCGAUUUCUGUCCCUGCGCAUUCCAUAUGGAUUGUGUUGACCCCCCUCUGGCCAAUCCACCUAACCAACGACCUGGCAGCGACCGCCCCUACUAUAACUGGAUGUGCCCCAACCACGUUCAUCAUGAUCUAUCUUACGUUGUCCAGGACGAAGAAGGUUACGACACCGUGAAACGUAUUCGCCGGCCCAAAAACCCUCGCUUAAUUGAUGUGGAGGUCCUCCCCGACGAAGAUGAAUUCGAGCGGAUCGAGGACCAGGAAUCUGAAGGCAUCCUGUACCGUGUCUCAGAGAAAGGUCUUAAACUCGAUUUCGUAAAGCGUGUCAGACGAGAAAACGAGGAAAUAGCCAUGAAAAAAGCGGCAGCGGACAGAUAUUUUGAAUACGCUAGCGCCAAAUUUGACGAACUGACAGCCCAGGCCCACGCCUUUUAUUCAUCGCAACAGCUGGCUGUGGCAGAAGAGGAUACAACAACGGCAAUCCUGAACUCGCGGACGGUGGCUGAUCGGGAGGCUGCCGUGAACCUGAUGGAGUUUGCUCAGAAUCACCGGAUUAGCACGGCGAUCGAAAACGGCCGAAUCUCCCUCCUGAUUGAUCAACUGAGGGCCAACGCUCCAAACAAUCUCCCUACGGCGGAGACGGAGCUUGAAUCAUUGCGCUCUUUACAGUUGAUUAUUGACCAGCGUAUCCAGAUGCUGACCUCUCAGUCACCAUUGAAUACACAGCCUGCCAGCAUAGUUCAGUGUGUGAAUAUGGAGCCUGCGAACGAUGCUCAGGAUACAUAA